UGUUUCAUUUAGUUUUGACGUUACAUAGUUUAUGAAAGGGCUUAGAAUAGGACCACAAUGUUACAUUUGUAGAUGUCUUUAACUGAUGUUUUUGAUAAGAGUGCCAACUUUUAUGAUAUUUUCUUUUCUACCAACGGUAAAGAUAGAAAAGAAUGAAAAAGUGGUUGAAAGUUACUUUUUUUUUUAUUUUUUUUUUAAUGGGUAACGGAAAUGAUGAAUUGACGUCUUCAAAAGUUUAAAUGUAAUUAAUAUUGGUGUGUUCUUUUUGUGUAUAUAUGAAAAUGAAUAAAUAAAAAAUGAUCUCAACGGGAAGAUUGAUAGCGACACACGUGAGUAACUUUAGAUUCUAGUCUCUCUGAAAGAGGAAACGAUAGCAUUUUAGAUGAUAAUUACAAAGUCAGAAACGUUCUCCUGUGAAUCUUUUUCUCUUGUUUCUUUAACCUUUUAAUCUCUUACCUUAUGUUCCUAAAUAGUUUGAUUACUGAGUGAUUAAAUCUCUAGAUAGUUUAUGUAACUACUAAUGGUUGCAAUUUUCUGGUUUGUUUUUAAACAAGAAAAAGCUUCGUGGUAUGUGAAAAUUGGGUAGGCUAAGUGUCACUUAAAAUGGAGCGCCUAGUUUCCAUAAGUCAAAUUUGGUAUUUUAUUUUCUUCGAUUGUUUGUCACAUUUCCACCAAAAUAAAUAAAACCUUAGAAACAAGAACUAGAUAAGCAAUACUAGUCCACUUGCUGACAAAAAAAAGAAAAGGAAUUGUCUAAAUAAACAAGAACAGUCCGAGAUAUAAUACCCACUAAUCAAUCACCAUUGAUUCAGUUAUGUAUCAUUGAAACACAACUUAACUGUGUAUAAUUGGCUUUUUUCCUUCAUAACAAAAAGAAAACUAAUUACGCAUGAUUUUAUUUUUGAAUAUAACAUGAAAAAUCUUUUUUUCUAUAACAUGAAAUUAUUAUAUUAAGUAUUUUGCUUUUUUAUAUAAGGUUACAAUAUUAUUAGUUAUUCUGAGAUCCAAAUACCAGAAAACGUGUUAAUUCUUUUUCUAAUAAUUAACAAAAAGAGAGAAGAAGGAAAAAAAGAAUUGAACAUCAUGUUGCAGUCUAUAAAUACAUCUCUCACGUCCGCAAACACACAAAACAAAAUAGUCUCUCUUCUCUCAAACGACUACAAAAAAAAAUGACGUCAUCCAACAGUUCUUCAUCACCAACAUCAUCGUCUUCGGACCAAUCUGAUGUAACUACAACAACAAGCACCCACUUGUCCGAAACUUCACCGAAAAACAACAAAAGAAAGAGAAGCAAUGAUUCUUCUUCUUCUUCUUGUUCCUCUUCUUCAAAGCUUAAGCAUCCUGUUUACAGAGGUGUACGGAUGAGAAGCUGGGGCAAAUGGGUCUCCGAGAUCCGACAGCCUCGCAAAAAGACUAGAAUCUGGCUCGGUACAUUCGCCACCGCAGACAUGGCGGCGCGUGCUCACGACGUCGCUGCUCUCGCCAUCAAAGGCUCCUCCGCCGUCAUCAACUUCCCGGAGCUAGCCUCUGUCCUCCCUCGUCCGGCGUCAUCUUCGCCGCAUGAUAUCCAAGCAGCAGCUGCGGAAGCCGCCGCCAUGGUGGUCGACGGAAAAUUGUCAGAGUCUGCUAAAACAGAGAUGAAGGAAGCACCACCGUCGCCGGAAUCUUCGGAGUCUAAGGAGGAGGAGAGGUUGGAGGAGAUUGUGGAGCUGCCUAACAUUGAAGAGGGGAGUUAUGACAUGAGCGUGAAGUCACGCUCCGACCUGGAUUAUUCUGAGCCGUUGGAUUGUUGGGUGUAUCCUCCUCCGGUUAUGGAUCUUUAUGAAGAGUUCUUGGAGUUCGACUUCUUGGAGUUAUGGAGCUUUCCUCACACGGAACUGAUUAAUCCUUAAUUAGGUUUAAUUAAUAAGUUGCAUUCAUGUAUUGAUGUGUUGUUUUUAUUUGUACGGAUACGUAGUAUAGGAACUGUAGUGGUAGUAUAUGUUGUAACAUACGGUACCAAGGCUAGAAUAUACAACUAUUGUAAAAUGAAAUUAUAUUUGUACUUAUCAUACAAUUAUUGUAACUUGGUAAAUCAAAGCUAUCGUUAUGCAAUGUUCUUGUGUUUGUGAAUGGAACAAAGCAAACAUUUUUUUUAU
Brassica rapa (field mustard) is the source of this 2138-nucleotide messenger RNA. RefSeq names its product ethylene-responsive transcription factor ERF036. Gene Ontology annotation, molecular function: DNA-binding transcription factor activity; DNA binding. Gene Ontology annotation, biological process: regulation of DNA-templated transcription. NCBI's taxonomy places the organism in Eukaryota, Viridiplantae, Streptophyta, Magnoliopsida, Brassicales, Brassicaceae. The record is from RefSeq and is a predicted model, not a curated record.